AUGGGCGCGAACGAUGAGGAGUUCCCCGACGAGCAAGACGAGCGCAUGAUCGCCGAGGAGUACAAGAUCUGGAAGAAGAACACCCCUUUUCUUUACGAUCUGGUGGUGACGCACGCGCUGGAAUGGCCGUCGCUCACCGUGCAGUGGCUCCCCAAGCGCGAGGAGCCCGCCGGCAAGGACUACAGCAUCCAGCAGCUCAUCCUCGGUACGCACACCUCCGAGAACGAGCAGAACUACCUCAUGCGCGCCGAGGUCCAGCUCCCGCUGGAGGACGCCGACGUCGACGCGCGCGGCGGCGACGACAAGGGCGAGGUGGGCGGCUUCGGCGCAUCCGCUGGGAAGGUCCAGGUCGUCCAGCUCAUCAACCACGACGGCGAGGUGAACCGAGCCAGGUACUGCCCCCAGAACGAGUUCGUCAUCGCGACCAAGACCAUCAGCGCCGACGUCUACGUGUUCGACUACAGCAAGCACCCGUCCAAGCCCCCGGCGGACGGCGGAUGCAACCCCGACAUCAGGCUCAAGGGCCACAAGACGGAAGGGUACGGACUCUCGUGGUCGCCCUUCGAGGCUGGCCACCUGCUGUCCGGCUCGGACGACGCGCAGAUCUGCCUCUGGGACGUGCAGGGCCCGCUGGGCAAGGGCGAGCGAACCGUGGACGCCAAGGCCAUCUACACCGGGCACCUGGGCGUCGUGGAGGACGUGGCGUGGCACUGCCAGCUCCCGCACAUGUUCGGAUCGGUCGGAGACGACAAAUCCUUAAAGCUCUGGGACACCCGCAAGGCGCCCGACGCCGCGUGUCUCAACAGCGUGGAGGCGCACCAGGCUGAGGUGAACUGCCUGGCGUUCAACCCGUUCAACGAGUACGUCCUCGCGACCGGCAGCGCGGACAAGACCGUCGCGCUCUUCGACCUGAGGAAGCUCGACAACCGGCUGCACACCUUCGCGUCGCACACCGAGGAGGUGUUCCAGAUUGGCUGGUCGCCCAAGCACGAGACGAUCCUCUCGUCGUGCGGCGCGGACCGCAGGCUCAUGGUGUGGGACCUGAGCCGCAUCGGGGACGAGCAGUCCCCGGAGGAUGCCGAGGACGGUCCCCCCGAGCUGCUCUUCAUCCACGGCGGGCACACGUCCAAGAUCAGCGACUUUGCCUACAACCCCAACGACGACUGGGUCGUGGCCUCCGUCGCCGAGGAUAACAUCCUGCAGAUCUGGCAGAUGGCGGAGAACAUCUACGCCGACGAGAGUUACUUAGAGGAGCAGGACAAGAAGGCGGAAGCCAAGAAGGCGUGA
Molecule: messenger RNA, 1287 nt
Organism: Micromonas commoda
Lineage: Eukaryota; Viridiplantae; Chlorophyta; Mamiellophyceae; Mamiellales; Mamiellaceae
Product: NURF complex component
Exons: 1
Coding region: 1-1287 (428 amino acids)
Biological process (GO): regulation of gene expression
Cellular component (GO): nucleus
Molecular function (GO): histone binding
Source: RefSeq, a predicted model, not a curated record